AUGGCUGGCCUCGAUAAAUUCGACGGCUCAAUGAUCUACUGUUCGGAGCUCACAAAAUCAAUCGUCCUAAAUAUUCGACCAGUUAAAGCUCGCGUAAAUGAAGCUGAUGGUGUUCGAAAUGGAAAGAUGGUCCGGACUUACAGAAAUCUACUUCCAAAGCAGUCCGGCGGUGUAGGUCUCCUAAUAGCUCUGAAACCCUACGAACCUGAGGAUAUUCCAGUGAACAUUGAAGGUCACAGCAACUGUCGCGUCACACUUAUUCCAGCUAACCAUUGUCCAGGCUCUGCAAUGUUUUUAAUCCAAAUGUCGAAUCGCAACGUUCUAUACACCGGUGAUAUUCGUGCUGAGCCAUGGUGGGUGGAGUCGUUGACCAAAGAGCCUCAACUCGCACCCUUCGUCGUUUCACCUCAAGGGAUAAACCAGCGACUUAUAAGACCACCUCCCGGCCUGAACCAUCAAGAUGAAAGAUCGCCUAAAAUGAUCAGCCAUCAACCUCCGUCCGAUUCCAAAGCCAAACCCUCUCUCCCCUUCACCCAAUUGGACAACAUCUAUUUGGAUACAUCUAGUUUACUAACCAAGUUCGAUGUCUUGACAAAGGAAGACGCGAUCAAGAUCACGAUUGAAAUGAUGUCGACAUAUCCCGAUGAUACCAGAUUCUUCAUUAAUUCUUGGACGUGGGGAUACGAAGAGUUGCUUCAACGUAUCAUCACCCACUUCAAAACUCUGAUUCACGUAGAUCAAUACAAGCACCAAAUAUAUACCCAACCUAUGUUCAAAAAGCACUUUCCUCUCUUGUCAGCUCACGUGACGCUUAGACCGAAAGUGAGCAGGUUCCAUGCUUGUGAAAGAACUCGGCGGUGCUCCCAAGUUUUCGACAUAAGUCAAAAAUCUCCGGAGCCUCAGUCUCCCAACUCUGGGACCGAAACAAGAGGCGCAAGACACCAAGAGCCUCGGAUUGUAUGCGUCAAUCCUUCUGAAUUCACGACUCAGCAAUGGAGCUCAUGGAAGGCAGAUCUUGAUAUUCAACUGGCUGAGGCCGCCCGACAUUCCUCGAAGAACCCCAAAUCAAAGCAUGACCCCUGGCCGACAUUACUGCUUUGCCCAUUGACCCGCCAUUCGUCGUUCAAGGAGAUCUUAAAUUUCAUAUCGGCAUUUCGACCUAAGCGCAUCUUCCCCAAUACGACGUCUGCGGAUACCGGAUUCAUCGAGUUUUACGCAAUCCCAAAGUUAUUUGGCUCUCUGCUGGAUUCCGGAUUUGCUGAAGAGAUGCAAAAGCAAACUACCCGAUUCAUAAAAGAUUACGAACACCGCCAUAAGAAAAAACUCGCGAAUAACAUCACGUCUAUUGAUCUUUUGGAUUGGAAAGAUUCACAUUUCGACAGCUUGGAAAAGUUUUUUAAGAAAUAUGAGAAGCUCGAUUGUGAAUCGCCAAAAAAUCAAUCGAUACGGGAACAAAACUUUCCAACAACCACGCUGCAUGAUAAGCACAAAGCAGCCCAGUUUUUAGGAGGUCCAUCAUCCGCCAAAAAUCUAGAUUGUUCAGUGCCUCCUGGACCCACCGAAAUUGAAUUUUCCGUCGAAGAGAGAUCGUGUGGCUCGCAAACGGACGCUUCUGACUCAGAAACAGAACCAGAAACACAGCGAUACCAAUCAUCUGAAACGUGCCGAACCAACCUAGAGGAAUCAUCUGAAACGUCCGGAUCUAUUAGACAGGGCACAGCUGGAGAAGUUGAUCGUGCGCUCCAAGGAGCACGGCACACCUAUGAAGAAGCCAGUUACACGUCUGAAGAAGCAAGUCGUGCGCCGCAAGAAGCAAUAAUUUCUCGACAUUCGUCCAGGACCACGCAAAUUCCUCUGGAUCUCGCUUAUAUCUCUCGCAUUGCCAGUACACCACCCUCAACAGUAAGAAAAGAUUUGCCGCCGUUUCAAGACCCGCCAAGCAGCCCGGCAGAGCUUGUUCCAACAAACUUAUCUGAAUCCAGAUCUAGCUCGAGUGGCUUCGAUCUUUGUUGCGAAAAACGAUUGUUAUCAAAAUGUGCUGCUAAGCUUCAGGUGCUUCAUCGCCAACGUGCCCUCAAGGCGAGCGAAUUGGCUGAACAACUUCAUGAAUAUGAGCAAGUACGGAAUCGGCUUGAGUAUGAAUAUCAUGAUGAUAGUCACAAAUCGAAGAGAAGAAAGAAGUCCAUCGGUGCAAUUGAUCGCACCUCUGAUACCGAAAGUCUUUCGGAAUCUUCUUCCAGCAUAAUCAUCAUUGAUAAUCCCAAUGACCCGCUUCUUCUCUGGAUUAAGGUUCGAAAUUCUAUCGUUAAGUUGACUGAUCUCAGAGCAAAAACCUCGUACUGGAGCCAAUUAGGCGUAAAAGCAAUCCUGCGUACUACUACUAUCUAA
Messenger RNA from Puccinia triticina, 2388 nucleotides. RefSeq lists its product as uncharacterized. Gene Ontology annotation, molecular function: damaged DNA binding; 5'-3' DNA exonuclease activity. Gene Ontology annotation, biological process: interstrand cross-link repair; double-strand break repair via nonhomologous end joining; protection from non-homologous end joining at telomere. The coding region runs from base 1 to 2388 and encodes 795 amino acids. The transcript is spliced from 4 exons. Lineage: Eukaryota; Fungi; Basidiomycota; Pucciniomycetes; Pucciniales; Pucciniaceae. The record is from RefSeq and is a predicted model, not a curated record.